CAUUGUCUUAGCUCCAUGACUCCAGUUAAAUUCCUUCUUUGCUUCCAUCACUCCCUCCCUCUCUCCAUGGCUGAAGUAAGAGCCUUCGUCAUGUCGAUGAUGAUUCUUCUCGUCACUCUCGCGAGCUUUGCGGGAGCUGCCGAUCCGGAUCCACUCACCGAUUUUGCGUCGUCCACCGCAGAGAAUAACUUCCCGUAUCACUACCCCAAGCCGCAGCAGCAGCAAUCGCCGGACUCGUCCAAGUUCGUGGUUCGUGAUGUCUUUAAAAAUGGCGACGUCUCCAAUGGACCCGGCGGAGUUCGAGCAGGGCUCUCGACCAAGAUCUUCCCGGCUAUGGACUCCCAGGGACUCACUUAUGUCCACUUCAACAUGACUCCCUGCGGUGUUAAUUUGCCUCAUACGCAUCCACGAGCAACUGAGAUGCUUACCAUGGUGUCUGGAGGGCCGCUCCAAGUUGGUUUUGUAGACACUGAAGGGAAACCUCAUAUCAACGUGUUGCAUCCUGGAGAUGUUACGAUCUUCCCUCGAGGAAUGCUCCACUUCGAGGUCAAUGUCGGAACAGAACAAGCGUUUUACAUCUCGGCUUUGAACUCACAGAAUCCUGGAACACUGACGAGUGGAGGAGCGCUGUUUAAUGUCCCCGCGCGAGCAUUAGCAGCAGCUCUGAACCAGGAUCUUGCAUCUGUGUCGAAAAUCAAGGAUACGAUUUUCAAGUAUAGCUCGCAGCUGCAGAUGACUCCCCCGAACACUUGCGUUCCUGGAAAAGACGUCACAACUACGUUUUAGAAGUUGCCAAAGCUCUAAAUACACUACUAAAAACCUUGACUUGAUGGGCAUAUGUUCUUAGAGACUGUUCUUGUUGAUUGUUUUCCCUGAUCAACGAAGGACCCAUCUCGAUCAGAAGGAAAAUAAAAAACUGGCAAAACGUA
Selaginella moellendorffii is the source of this 929-nucleotide messenger RNA. RefSeq names its product germin-like protein 1-3. Gene Ontology annotation, cellular component: cell wall. The transcript is spliced from 4 exons. Gene Ontology annotation, molecular function: manganese ion binding. The coding region runs from base 16 to 786 and encodes 256 amino acids. The record is from RefSeq and is a predicted model, not a curated record. NCBI's taxonomy places the organism in Eukaryota, Viridiplantae, Streptophyta, Lycopodiopsida, Selaginellales, Selaginellaceae.